AUGCAUAAUUCCAACAGGAGAAGCAUUUCGAAUAUACAAAAGAGAAAAAACGUGAAGCACAUUUUUCAAAUAAAAAAAGACAGAACUGAUCAAACUCUUUACAAACCCAUAACAUAUAGUAGCGCCAACCAUCCCAAAUCUAUGGUUAAUCCAAAUUUUCCAACUCAUGGAAAUAGACGAAAGGAAAUGAAUGAUGAAACAAUAUAUGGUUUCAGCAAUAAAGAGAUUAAGCAUAAAAUUUUAGACAAAGAAAAUAUGAUAAAGAAUAAAAUUUAUAACAACGCUAACAGUAGUUUGAAAAAGAAGAAUUAUUAUGAAAAAAUAAAUGCUACGAAUAAUGAGGAAAAGGAAUUUGUCAAGCCGAAAAACACCGUUCUGAGUGAACACGUUGGUAAAAAUUACAUGGACAAAAAGUAUGGCGACAAUAAUAAUUUGGCGAAGGAUCGAUCCAAGUUUCGAAGAAUAGGUUACUAUAAUGAGGAGAAUAGUUUAAAAGCGAAUUCUGCGUAUGACGAUGUGAAUAAUACCAUGGCUAGUAUGGGUGCUGUCCCAAGUGCGAGUGGCAGCGCACCGCGUCGCAAGUUUAACGAUUUAAAGGGAGCUCCAAGUGGAAGUGGCGGUAACAACACCGGCGAAGCUAUGAAGAAUGAAAAAGGUGGUACCGUGGAAGGGGCACAUAGUCAGAAACAAAAUGUAGAUCACUUUGGAAAGAACAAUUUAAUGUACAACAAAAGUAACAAUGAUCAUAACGCCAAUUAUAACUACUCCAAGAUGAACAGAAAUCAGAACAAGUAUGGUAAUGCCGAUUAUAGGAAUCCUCCCCAAGGGACAGUUCCGAUGGGGACAGCAGGGGUAGGCACACAAGGGGCACAACCACCACUACGAUCUCAACCCAUUUCCUACAUGGGAAGGGACAAAGUAUACCAGAAAAAUCAUAUCGAACAAGGUAGUAAUCCCAAUAUGAACAAUGUCAUGGGUAGAAAGGGUAGCUAUAAAAACGAUACACUAGGGGCAAAGGAUAAGAUUUUGAAUGAGGAAAAUUUUAUCGAAAAUAACAAAAUGAGUGAUAAUGAUGUAGAGACAGGUUUGGGACAUAACGAGUUUCAGAAGAGUAAAAAUGUUCCUAAUAGUAAGGGCGCCAUGAUGAACCCCAAAAAUGUAUCGAAAAAAGGAACAAACUAUAGUAAGCAUAAUGACGACAUGGUUGUGGAUCACGACAGAGUCAAUAAUAAUUAUGCAUUCAAACAGCAUAACCCUAAUAUGAGAAGGAACAUGUAUAGCAAUUACCCCCAGGGGUCUAAAAAUGAGAAAAAUAUGCCUCAACAUAAAUACGCGGUUGAUAAAGAUGGAAACAGAAAAAAAGAGCACCAGAAUUUUUCCCUAAGUACCAUAGACUCGAAUUAUUCCCGUCAAAAUACUUUUGAAAAAAAUUUUGGUUCUAAAUUUGUGGACCCACAUAUGAAGGAUAUGAUGGAUGACAUUAAGGAAAACCCAGCCGACUAUAGUGUCCGCUUGGAUGAGACCAAAGGAGAAGGUAAAAUGUAUUCCAAAAAUUUGUCUACAAAUAAUGAAAAGGGAAUUAAUGCAUCAGACAAAGGUGCUCCAUUGGGCGGUAAGGAGGAGGAUGAAUAUGUAGCCACAGGCGAAUACAAUGAGUGCCCACAAUUGGUAGGUGUCUCAACCACCAAUAGUUGUGUGAAUAAUAGUACAAGUGGUAAUAAGGCUAAUCAGUCAUUUAAGAAAGACGGAGGUAAUGGUCCUAAUGGGAGUGGAAAUGCCAACAUGGGGGAGAAGCAAAGAUUGUUUGAAAGGGCAGAUGUGAAUGCUCCUUCCAAAAGUUAUGAGUAUAAUACAAUCGAUUCGGGAAAAGUAUCCCCAGAGUUUGGUAAUGAUAAUACGAAUAUGAUAACAUGUGAGGGGAGAAGUGGAAAUUUGGAGAAUUCAAAUGAUGUCAUCCCUAGUAUGUCUGGGGUUAAUGCGAAUGCAGGUUAUUUGGCUAAUGCCAAUACAAUGUCUAAGGGGAAUACAGGUGCUAGUAUGCACCAUAUGAGGGAUAAGACUCUCCCGCAAAAUGUAAACGUGUAUGGUAGUACCCCCAAGUAUGAGGACGCUAAACAGGUUAGAAAACGUUCCAAUAAUAUGCAAGGGAUAUAUAAAGGAAAGAAAGCCAUGAAGUAUGAUCCUCCAAAUGAUGAAGAUUACCAUAGGUACCAUUCAUCAGAGGAUUAUAAUAAUAAUGAUAGUCAUCAUGUACAUAAUUUUUUUUACGAAAAUGUAAAUGACAACGACGAGGAAUAUAUGAGCGAAAACGCGAAUGAGGAUGUUGACUUGGAUGAAAAUGAUUACAACCCGAGAAAGGAGCAUAAUUAUGCUAACCGAAAAAUGAAUUAUAAGCACUACCCAGAGAGAAGUAUGAGGAGACUUCACCACGAUAGUAUGAUGAAUUAUCCAAAGGACAGUAAGAAAAGAGGCUCCUAUGGCACUGGAUGUACGACGUACUCGGAAGAAUAUUACCCCGACGAGGAAUGCACGCCUGAGAUUAGUUGUGCCUACGUGGAGUACCAGCAGGAUGGCUACCCCGAUGUCUGCUACUCAGACAUAGACAACCCUGAGGAUUCGCGAACUUACCACAGCAGCUAUUCGCACGAUUCUAAAAGCGAAAAAGGCGCGCUCACAAUCAUCAGACUACCAGCCGAGAACAAAAAACAAGUAAAAAAAAAAAAAAAGAGCAUAGUUAGUUAUGGAAAGUCCUUAGUCGAAAUGUAUAGUACAGCCAUCCCGAUAAACGAACAAGUAGACCCUUAUGCAUUAAAGGCACUGUCAAAGAACGAAAAUUUAAAUGAGAAAAUAUAUGCACUGAUUCCAAAGUCAGUGGUUGAGGUUAGUGAAUAUGAUGAUGUUACUCAUGUUACUUUGCAGUCCUCUUCGCCCCUUUUCGUUAAUCAAAAUGAUAAUGUCAAGCAUCACAUUAUAACCAGCACGUAUCAUCAGAAGAGCGAUGAUAUUCCUAAUAUCGCGUCCUGUGUCGUUCCGGAGUCCGACGAGUCGUUGAAAGAGUCACUGGAAAAGUCGAAAGAGUCCCUAAGUGGAGCAGAAAACGAUAAAAAUCUCAAGUCCAUAAUCAGGGGAGCGUCGCUGAGAAACAAAAGUGGAUCAUCACUGAGCGUCAAGUUUAAGUUGUCCCAAGGGAACCAAGAAAACAAAUCACAAGGAAAAAAUGAAAAUAAAAAUAAGUCACUGAAUGGGGAAGAUAAUGAAAAAGAAUUAAAUAAAAAAAUUGAAGAUCACAUUCUAUCGGAAGAAUUAAGAAAUUUAAAAAUUGACAAAAGCAUUACUGAAAAAAAGAGGGCUUCGAUAUUUGAUGAGCCAAAAACGAGACUGAGACAAGAAAAGAAAAGCGAAGCAAAUAACAAAGUCGUUUUGGAUUCAAAUAAAGUAAAAAAUGCCACAGAAAUUAAGUUAAAGAAAAUUCAACAUGUUACUGGGUUGCUCGAAAAAUAUGACAUACCGAACCCAUUUGCGAGUUACACCAUGGAGCCCAUAGAUUACUCCCAAUUGCCUGGAAAAAAUAACAGCGCAAAGUUGAUGAGCCUGGCCCACACGGUUUCAAACAAUUACUACAAGUACAUUUUAAAGAGCAUGGAAAAGGAAGAAAUUAAGGAAGUCUUUAACGAGAAGAGGAAAAAAAUGAUCCUCAAAUUGAUAGCCUUGUUAGGAAACCAAAUAAAUUCAGAAAUUAAGAAAAAAUUUGCAGAGGCCAAUGCGGCUGACAUAUCUAAGGAAAGCGAACUGAAAAAAGAAGACAAUGUGAAGCCACAAAUGAGCCCAAAGGAAAGGGAAAUAAAAGUUGAAGAACAUAAUUUGAUAUGUCAGUAUUGGGAACAACAGAGCGAAUGUAUGAGCAUGUUAAUAAAGGAGUGGAAUAAGAUUUGCGAAAUUUUAGAAUCGAUAAAAGUAGAUCCUAAUAACAUGAUUAGUUCACUGAUCUCCCUGUAUGGUGAGAAAACUGUGAGCGAUUUUCACCUGAGUGUCGACCAGAUAAAGGAAUCUAACAUUGAAUUGGAUGUGAACGUUGAUGAUAUUUCCAUUCCGAACAUUGGGGAACCCCCCGAGAAUAAAUUCGACCCAUCUGGAAUGACAGUGGCGAAGUUGAUUCAGGACAUGAAGUGGGAUGUGGACCUGGAGUUUUCACUUAACCAGAUAAGGGAACAAUGGAAAAAUGAGAAUAAGCAGAAUAAGAAGUUGAUACAGAAGAAGAUCGUCGAAGGAAUAAAACACAGAAUAGGACUCCUGGACUACCUGAACAAUGUGGAAGUGAACUUAAACGCAUUUGCCAAAAUAAUUGAAGGAAGGAUGAUAUCAAAUGAUGAUGUGAAAAGUCAGUUGAGGUCUAUGCAAGAUUUACAUGAGGAUGGAAUUUUGUCAAAACUUUUGCAAAAUUUAGAAUGUAAUAAAAUGGAUAUAAAUGCAGAAUCGUUUAGAACUCCUACGUCUUUUUUCAUUUCACAUCAUUUGCCUAUGACUAUGUGCUCACUGAGUGAUAAGUCUAAAAUGGACAACCUGGAGGGGAAUGGAAGCAGCGAUGGUGGCAACGGUAUAGAAGGAAGCGGCAGAAACAGCAGAGGAGAUGGAAGCGGUAAUGGUAGCGACAGCGGAAGCAGCAACGAUAAUGGCAAGGGUAAUGAUAACCAGGGUGAGCAUGAACAGAAUAAAGAACAUGAAAAAGACUCCGAUGAAAAUAUCAGUGAAGAGAAUCAAAGCUCCGGCGACGAGAAGGCGUGA
This is a messenger RNA of Plasmodium fragile, 4782 nucleotides long. RefSeq lists its product as uncharacterized. The record is from RefSeq and is a predicted model, not a curated record. The transcript is spliced from 9 exons. Lineage: Eukaryota; Apicomplexa; Aconoidasida; Haemosporida; Plasmodiidae. Bases 1 to 4782 code for a protein of 1593 amino acids.